Molecule: messenger RNA, 523 nt
Organism: Magallana angulata
Lineage: Eukaryota; Metazoa; Mollusca; Bivalvia; Ostreida; Ostreidae
Product: 40S ribosomal protein S13
Exons: 6
Coding region: 42-497 (151 amino acids)
Biological process (GO): translation
Cellular component (GO): nucleolus; cytosolic small ribosomal subunit; ribosome
Molecular function (GO): structural constituent of ribosome; small ribosomal subunit rRNA binding
Source: RefSeq, a predicted model, not a curated record
CAUUCGAAUACGUCACUUCCUCUUUCACACACGCUGCCAUCAUGGGUCGUAUGCACAAUCCCGGAAAGGGUAUUUCCCAGUCAGCUCUACCAUACCGUAGAUCAGUACCAACAUGGCUGAAAUUGACGUCUGAGGAUGUUGAGGAACAAAUUAUGAAGCUGGCAAAGAAAGGAUUAACUCCAUCACAGAUUGGUGUAAUCCUUCGUGACUCCCAUGGUGUGGCCCAAGUACGCUUUGUCACAGGAAACAAGAUCCUGAGGAUUCUGAAGAAGAAGGGCAUGGCUCCUGAUCUUCCUGAGGAUCUGUACCACCUCAUCAAGAAGGCUGUCAACAUCAGAAAACACAUGGAGAGGAACAGGAAGGACAGAGAUUCCAAAUUCCGUUUGAUUCUGGUAGAGAGCAGAAUUCACAGAUUGGCUAGAUAUUACAAAACAAAGAAAGUUUUGCCACCAAACUGGAAAUAUGAGUCUGCCACUGCCGCUGCUAUGGUUCAGUAAUGUGAUAUAAUAAAUCUGAGACAGUC